This is a messenger RNA of Telopea speciosissima, 2189 nucleotides long. Its product is annotated as GTP cyclohydrolase 1-like. Bases 295 to 1761 code for a protein of 488 amino acids. Gene Ontology annotation, molecular function: GTP cyclohydrolase I activity; zinc ion binding; GTP binding. The transcript has 2 exons. Gene Ontology annotation, cellular component: cytoplasm. Lineage: Eukaryota; Viridiplantae; Streptophyta; Magnoliopsida; Proteales; Proteaceae. The record is from RefSeq and is a predicted model, not a curated record. Gene Ontology annotation, biological process: tetrahydrobiopterin biosynthetic process; tetrahydrofolate biosynthetic process.
UGCUUUUGUUCUUUGCUGGUUCUCCUAUUGUUUCCCAUUUUUUUUUGUUUUCUCUUCCUCUUCUGGGUAGGUUGAUUUCUGUAUCCUACCCAGAAUCCAGACCCAGCUCACAAAACUUAGAUCUCCGACCGGUUCUUACCCAGAUUGUUUUUGCUGUCUUCCGUCAUUUGGGUUCAUCAUAUUCUCAAUCUUCUUCCUGUUUGUGUAGCUGAGUUCACAGCCUUUGGACUCAGCGCCGCUUUACUAUUGGAUCCGUGUAUCUGAGAGCUCUGUUUGCGGGAUUUGAAUCUGUCAAUGGGCGCUCUGGAUGAGGGGCACUUUGCUGGAGAGCUUGAAAAUGGAGUUAAGUUAGGAUCUUUGGAGUUGGAUUUGAAGGACGAAUCAGAAACUACUGUCGAAAUCGAAGACGCUGUGAAGGUUCUGUUGCAGGGUCUGGGGGAGGAUUCCAAUAGGGAAGGUCUUAAGAAGACUCCGCUUCGCGUUGCCAAGGCCCUUCGUGAAGGAACCAGAGGUUACAGACAAAAGGUAAAAGAUAUAGUUCAUGGUGCCUUGUUUCCAGAAGCUGGUUUGGAUAGUGUAGUAGGCCAGGCAGGAGGGGCAGGUGGGCUUGUCGUUGUUCGAGAUCUUGACCUCUUCUCGUACUGUGAGUCAUGCUUGCUUCCAUUCCAGGUUCAGUGUCAUGUUGGAUAUGUCCCAUCAGGGCAACGGGUGCUGGGCCUAAGCAAGCUUUCCAGGGUAGCUGAUGUGUUCGCAAAGAGACUUCAAGACCCACAACAUCUGGCUGAUGAAGUAUGUUCAGCUUUAUACAAUGGAAUCAAACCAGCUGGGGUUGCAGUUGUUCUCCAGUGUUGGCAUAUUCGGUUCCCGGAAGUAGGCCAAAGCUUUCCUGACCAAAGUCACCACUCUGCUAAAAUGGGCGUGCAAGGUUGGGUGAGGACCUUGGUUCAUUCUGGUUCUGGAGUUUUUGAAAAUGAAAAUGGAGAUGUGUGGAGUGAUUUUCUGGCUCUUCUGAAGUUCAGAGGUGUAAUUGUGGAGAAAAACCAUACCCAAACUACUACCAGCCUGUGUUGGUGCCCUUCUAGGUCUUUGGAUGUGCCAGUCUCUAACGGGCACUUAAGUACAAGGAACUGCUGCAAGGUUUCCUCCAAGACAGGAUCUUCUCAGUCUGCCAUGAUCUCUGCUGUUGCUGCAAUUCUUCGCUCUUUGGGUGAAGACCCGUUAAGGAAAGAGCUUGUUGGCACUCCCCAUCGUUUUGUGCAGUGGUUGAUGAACUUUAAGAAAUGUAAUUUAGAGAUAAAACUUAAUGGUUUUGGUCCAGCUAAACCCAAUAUGUUUGAAGAGAAUGGAAAUGCCAGCUGCAAUCAAGAUGAAAUGCAGUCUGAGCUGAACAUCCCGUUCUGUUCACAGUGUGAACAUCAUCUCUUGCCUUUCCAUGGUGUGUUGCACAUAGGAUAUUUCCAAGCCGGUGGAGAUGAACCAAUUGAGAGAUCCAUUUUGGAAUCGAUAGUACAUUUUUAUGGUUGCAAACUCCAAGUACAGGAAAGACUUACCAGGCAGAUUGCUGAAACAGUUUCUUCAGCGUUUGGUGUAGAGGUGAUGGUGGUUGUGGAAGCCAACCACAUUUGCAUGAUAUCCAGAGGAAUUGAAAAGGUGGGAAGUAGUACUGCCACCAUUGCGGUACUCGGUAGAUUUUCAACUGAUCCCACUGCAAAAGCAAUGUUUCUACAGUCUGUUUCAGACAGUAAAACUUCUGGAGAAUGAUAAAUUUGUAGCUUUUUCCCCUUCUUCCAUGCUUUUCAAUGAUUUUUUUUCUCGAAUUGUUUACUUCCUUUUGUAUUGCUUUUUUUCCCCCUUAUAAUUAUUCCUUCCCUUCUUUUCCCUCUGUUUUUGCUUUCUGCAAUGAUGAUGUGGGCAUGCCAAGUAUCAGUCAUAAGCAAGAUCCUGCUAUUGAUGAAUGGAUGGCAGAAAUCUGGGUAUUUCUCAAAACUGUUGUUGAUGGCACAAGAGUAACUGAAGUCAACCUGGGUAUGACAGCUGAAGAUCCAUUUGGUUCAAGCCUCUUUCAUGUAUCUUUUACUUAUAGCACAAACCUUAAUGAGAGUUAUAGGAAUCUUUUCGUUUCAUUGGUUGUCUUUUUGUGCAACUUAUAAUUCUGAGAGAAGUUGAUUUUUAACAUAUAUGAUUUAGUC